This is a messenger RNA of Lasiosphaeria miniovina, 1950 nucleotides long. RefSeq names its product YT521-B-like domain-containing protein. Gene Ontology annotation, biological process: regulation of alternative mRNA splicing, via spliceosome; mRNA splicing, via spliceosome. The coding region runs from base 1 to 1950 and encodes 649 amino acids. The record is from RefSeq and is a predicted model, not a curated record. The transcript has 4 exons. Lineage: Eukaryota; Fungi; Ascomycota; Sordariomycetes; Sordariales; Lasiosphaeriaceae. Gene Ontology annotation, molecular function: mRNA binding; N6-methyladenosine-containing RNA reader activity. Gene Ontology annotation, cellular component: nucleoplasm.
AUGGGAGAUACGCCAGCACAACCCGGCGCUCCACCAGAGUUUCCGCGACAGGACGCUGCUGCUAGCUCGUUCCAGGCAUCGUCGCUCGCCCUGCACCAGCACCAGCACCAGCACAGCAGCCCCCAGCACCAGCACGCUUUUGCGUCACAGCUUGACAUGACCCAGCCGCACGGCCCGUCCCGGCUAGGGGCCGUGGGACCGUUCGACUUGAGCGCCAUGUCUAGUGCUCUGCCCCAGCCCACAUACCGGCCCGGCCCUCCGUACGGCCAGGCGCAGCAAAGAUACAACCUGGUCGGCGCCGCAAACCCCGGCAUACCGUCCCAGGCCCCAUUAACAGUCCCCCAGUAUGGGACUCACAACGUCUUAGGUUCGGCUCCCAACCCCCAGUACUUCAUGCCGCAGCACACCCAUAUGCCACAGUUCUACGCAACUCCCCUGCCUCCGCAGGCAGCACAGCCAAACAUGGCUCUAAGGCCCGAGCUAGGCUACUACCCCAACGCCGUCGUCGUCGGCCAGCAGCAGUCUCACCCGGUUGCUCAUUACUACUACUCACCCGCAUCUCAUUUCGCCGGACAGGCCCCCCAAGUCCAGACCCAGCUGAUGCUUGGGCAGCAUACCGCGCUGAACCCAUACCCAGCCGAGUCCGCGCAGCAAUCUAGUCGCCUGAGGGUCAGCUCAACGCCCCCGGUAGACCAAGGUCACAUUUCGAGUGAUACCUAUCCCAACGCUGUCCGGGGCCCCCCGAGGAAACCGCGACAAAGCGGUCAUGCCAUCUGGAUAGGGAACCUCCCUCCGCAGACUGAUUUAAUGAGCCUCGUCCACCAUGUGUGCAGCGAAACAGGCGGGCUGGAGUCACUGUUUUUGAUUUCCAAAAGUAACUGCGCCUUUGCCAACUUCAAAGGCGACCAAGCCUGCGUUACCGCUCAGCGGAAGCUACAUGACUCAAAGUUCUUGACAGUCAGGCUAGUUAGCCGACUUCGAAAGAGCACGGUCGAGGGCCCGGCUGGCGUCACGGCGCCGACAGGGCCUGCCGCAACAUCGACGCCGCAAUCAGGGGCUUCGCAAGAGUCAAGCGAAGCCGGCAUAUCUGAGGCUAGCGAGAAUAACGCAGGCCGUGCCUCUCCUACCCCGGCCGCCGAAGAGUCCGAGCUAGCAAGUCCACCAGCAGAUGCCACGUCUUUACAGCAGCAAAAGGACAGAUUCUUUAUCCUCAAGAGCCUCACCGUAGAGGAUUUGGAGUUGAGCGUAAAAACCAGCAUCUGGGCGACGCAGUCUCACAACGAGACGACACUGAACAGCGCUUUUCAGGAGGCGGACAAUGUUUACCUCGUCUUCUCCGCAAACAAGUCGGGCGAAUAUUUCGGCUAUGCGCGAAUGGCAUCCCCGAUAAACGACGACCCUGCGGAGGCUAUCGAGUUCGCGCCAAAGGCGCAGCCGUCUGACGAUGUUGAAUUGCCAAAGGCUAUCCCAACGGAAGCGACAGGUCGUGUUCCCAAGGGCCGUAUCAUCGACGAUUCAGCCCGCGGUACCAUAUUUUGGGAAGCAGAGAGCGACGAAGCAGCUCCCGAGGGCCAGGACGAUGACGGCUCCGGGGGCGGAUCGGUUGGCGGAGACACGGGCAGCGUGAGGAGCGGCCAUGAAGGAGGCGGCGGGGGAGGGUCGAAGGCUUGGGGCAAACCGUUCCGGCUCGAGUGGCUUUCGACAGCAAGGCUUCCGUUUUAUCGGACGAGGGGGCUCAGGAACCCGUGGAACUCGAACAGAGAGGUCAAAAUCGCAAGAGACGGCACAGAACUCGAGCCCUCGGUUGGCAGAAGGCUGGUUGGGCUAUUCAACCGAGCACAGAGCCCGAAUCUCGGUCUCUCCCCGAGUGUCGUCGUGCCAGGCGGUGCCUUUGUGGGGGGGUUUCACAGCUCGGUCCCAACUGGGUUUUCACCGCUCCGGCCGGUCUAG